This is a messenger RNA of Symbiodinium necroappetens, 314 nucleotides long. NCBI's taxonomy places the organism in Eukaryota, Dinophyceae, Suessiales, Symbiodiniaceae. The record is from the annotation of a GenBank genome assembly.
AUGCGAUUGGUGUUCAGCCCCAUUAUCCACUCGAUGAUCUGCCCUUUGCUUGGCGGCUUCUUUCUGGGCACGCGUGGCCUCAUCUGGCUUCUGUCGGGCAUGAAUGUGCUGGGGAUGUGCCUCAGCCUCUUCCUGAUCAACUCUGGCCAAUCUUGGGUCUCAGCAAGGAAGUACGUCCUCUUUGGUCACUUGAAGGCAGCCGACGGCACAGCCAUCGGACCCGACUCGGCUCAGUACGGCUACCUCGGUGUAGGUGAGAUGAUAGGAGGUCCCCUCGAAGACACCAGCGGCCCUGCUCUAAACAACUUUGUGAA